Messenger RNA from Misgurnus anguillicaudatus (oriental weatherfish), 1443 nucleotides. The record is from RefSeq and is a predicted model, not a curated record. Lineage: Eukaryota; Metazoa; Chordata; Actinopteri; Cypriniformes; Cobitidae.
CCAUACUGAAAGCUUCAUGACUUCUUGUUAGUGUUGAGAAGAUGAGAGAUUCACAACCAUCCAGAAUAAAGAUUGAAGAUACUGAAGAACAAAAAGAUAUGAUGAUGGAAAUAAACAAGGACAAUCAUCAUCAACUGAAUAAAGCUGAUGAAACGCAUCAUAAUAUUACAACAAUACAGAAUGUUGCACAGAAAGGAACUCGAAGAACAGGAAACAAAAUGUGUGAAAAGAGUUUGAAAAGAGAUGGACUUCCUACGGAUCGCUUGAUGAUUCACAGUGAGGAGAAGCCCACGUGUCAUCGCUGUGGGAAAAGUUUCAGCAGCAAAUCAUACCUCGCAAUGCACAUAAAAAUUCACACUGGAGAGAAACCAUUCGUUUGCCAUCAGUGUGAAAAGACUUUCCUAAAUACAAAACAACUUCAGAUACACAUGAGAACUCACACUGGAGAGAAACCAUUCACAUGUGAUCUGUGUGGAAAGAGUUUUUCAUAUCUAUCCAGCCUUAAGAUGCAUACAAGAGUUCACACCGGAGAGAAACCGUUUACAUGCAGUCAGUGUAACAAGUGUUUCAGAAGUAAACCCAACCUUACAGCACACAUGAAAAUUCACAGAGAUGAGAAACCUUUCGCUUGUCUUCAGUGUGAAAAGUGUUUCAGAGAUGAAAGUCAACUUAAGACACACAUGACCAUUCACACUGGAGAGAAACCAUUUGCAUGUCAUCUGUGUGAAAUGAGUUUUACAACUAAAGGCAAUCUUAAGUCACACACGAUAAUCCACACUGGAGAGAGACCUUUCGUGUGUCAUCUGUGUGGAAAGAGUUUUUCACAACUAACUAACCUUAAGAUUCACGCAAGAGUUCACACCGGAGAGAAACCGUUUACAUGCACUCAGUGUAACAAGUGUUUCAGUAUUAAACCCAACCUUAAAGUACACAUGAAAAUUCACAGAGAUGAGAAACCUUUUGCUUGUCUUCAGUGUGAAAAGUGUUUCAGAAAUAAAAGUCAUCUUAAGACACACAUGAGAACUCACACUGAGAUAAACCAUUCAGAUGCUAUUAAUGAGUUUCAAAAGAAAAUUUCGCCCUAAUGCACGCGUGAGAAUUCACGCUGGAAAGAAACCGUUUCCAUCUGUGGAGUAAUGAUAUACACAUGAGUGGACUUUCUGUUGUAAAGUCUCAAUUGCGAUUUAUACGUUUGCAUAGUAACGUUGUAGGCUAUAUGCUGCAGUUUUCAUUUAAACUUCUGCGUCAUUGUUCGCCUCGAUGUGCAUUACAUGUUCAGAUCGCAACUGUUGAUCUAAAAAUGAACUCAUGAAUCAACCCUAGUAAAAAAAUAGUUUUAAUUUUGAUACACUUCAGUAUACUUGCAGUAACACUAAUGACCAUUUAAAGUGUGCUAUUGAUUAGUUUACUUUAUUAGAGUGCUAUUUUGGAACAGCUAAUUUU